Messenger RNA from Fopius arisanus, 1795 nucleotides. RefSeq names its product Secreted Wg-interacting molecule (gene Swim). Gene Ontology annotation, molecular function: cysteine-type peptidase activity. Bases 234 to 1601 code for a protein of 455 amino acids. The record is from RefSeq and is a predicted model, not a curated record. The transcript has 8 exons. NCBI's taxonomy places the organism in Eukaryota, Metazoa, Arthropoda, Insecta, Hymenoptera, Braconidae. Gene Ontology annotation, biological process: proteolysis. Gene Ontology annotation, cellular component: lysosome.
AAACCGAAUUGUGAUAGUCGAGGCUUAUUUCAACGUUGACUUUACCUCGUGUACAGCUGGGGGGUCAGUGCGACUUGUGCUUUCGAGUCGCGAACCACUUGCUGUCCAACAGGGGAACAAUUCAAAUUUUCCCACAAUUCAGACCAACUCAAUUCUCCAAAGAGUGUCGUUAAACCCCUAGUGCACCUGAUAAGAAGAUUGAUACCUGCACUCAUUGUGCAUUUUUUCUUAAAAUGAGAAACAUUCAACUCACAAUUUCGAGAGGAACUUGUUCGACAGUCAGAGCAAGUCUUCUUGUCCUCCUGUCGCUGGCAAUAGCACACGCAAUACCUGAUUAUUCAGGAUUGCCUCCGGGUCCUUACUGCGCUGGACGAUUUGACACUGGAAGAUGCUGUCCAGGACGACAAGAUGACUGUGGUGCGCCCAUCCUCAGCACCACCUGCUACUGCGAUGAUUUCUGCAACAGAACGAGGGAAGAGGACUGCUGUCCAGAUUACUGGUCGCACUGUAAAUUAAUUACACUCCCCACAGAAGAUCCACUCUUCGGUGGAAACAUAAGACAAUGUUUCCACGAGGGAAAAUACUACAAGCACGGAGAGACGUUCCUAUCCAACUGCAACAUCUGCAAGUGUUCAUCAUUAGGGCAAUUCGCGAAAAUUCGCUGCGACGAAAAGAGGUGCCUGAUGGACACGGACUUGCUGAGGGAGUUGGAGUCUCAGUGGGACAUGUCCUGGACACCAGGAAAUUAUUCCAAGUUCUGGGGACGAACUCUGACCGACGGAAUUGAAUUGAGACUGGGAACGCUGAAUCCAGGGAAAUCCAUGUAUCGAAUGAAUCCAGUGAAAAGACAUUACAACCCCGAUGCACUGCCACGAGAAUUCGACGCGAGAUUGAAAUGGCCGAGGGAUAUAUCCGGUAUAAAGGAGCAGGGAUGGUGUGGAUCCUCCUGGGCCAUCUCCACGGCUCAAGUUGCAUCCGACAGAUUUGCACUGAUGAGCAAAGGAGCCGAGGCAGUCAAUCUCAGUCCCCAGCACCUGAUUUCCUGCAACAACAGAGGACAGCAGGGCUGCAGGGGUGGAUACCUGGACCGUGCCUGGCUCUUCAUGAGAAAAUUCGGUGUAGUCGAUGAAGACUGCUACUCAUGGUCCGGGAUGAACGACAAAUGCAGAAUACGAAAACGAACAGAUCUUCGCGGUGCGGGUUGCAACCGCUCGCCAAAUCCCUUCAGGACGGAAUUGUACAAAGUUGGACCGGCGUAUCGUCUCGGGAACGAGACGGAUAUAAUGCAGGAGAUUCUCAUAUCAGGACCAGUGCAGGCUACCAUGAAAGUCUACCAAGACUUCUUCACCUAUCAACGGGGAAUUUACAAGCACUCGAGAGUCGUUGAGAAUUACCCGACAGGUUAUCAUUCGGUGAGGAUAGUGGGGUGGGGGGAGGAGCUGUACGGAAAUAGUCCACCGACGAAGUAUUGGAUCGCCGCCAACUCCUGGGGCUCAGACUGGGGGGAAAACGGUUUCUUCAAACUCCAAAAGGGGAGAAACGAGUGUGAAAUCGAGUCCUACGUAUUAGGCAUCUGGCCCAAAACAGUCCCAUACAAUUAACGCUAAUACCCCAAAAAUUGAAAUAAAAUGCAUUUAUCGAAUCUCGAUAACUUCACUCGAAUGUUAUUUAAUUAAUCAUUACUGCUUUGUGUGAUGUCACGUGUAUGUACUCCAUGUGUGUAAAUGUAUGAAAUAAUUGUAGUUUAGAUCGUAAAUAUAUUUUGUAUAUCAAUAAAAAUAUCGUUACCUCGUGA